AUGCCAUCUCAGACAGUGAGGGUUCGAGAUCCACUAGUACGGAGUGUUAUCACAGCUGACCUACUUGAGGAACAUCUGAAUCUGUUCUAUCUUCAUAACGAUGUUGCUGCCAUAAUGAAUCCUGCCUUGACCUCUUGCCUAGGCAUAGAGACCCUGACAUCUGACCAUUUGUUCCAGCUAGGACAAGCCCUUAUACUGAACAAGGGGACACAUUGUAGCAAAGAGGAAGACAUAAUCCUGAUUUCAAAGUGGAUGGCAUGUUUAUAUCGUAGCUUGGAUGAAUUUCACCACGACGAUACGAUACUGACAACACUUAAAUCACAUCGUAUGUUUCCUCUCUCUGAUGGAGAACUUGUCUUGCUGCAAGACAAAACAGUGUUCUAUCCAGUAAAAAUAUCCAGUGCUGACAGACACAACAAAAAAGAUCCAUUAUGUUAUUUACAACAAGAUGUGAAAAGCAUACACCCCUUAUUGCUGGACACAGGUGAUGAUGAAGUAAACAGUCAGGUUCAUAAACUCUUACAGAGACUAGGAAUCAAACAGUUAUCUCCCUUUGAUGUGAUAAAUCAUCAUAUAUUACCAGUUCUUAAGUCUGACUUGUGGAAGUCAAAACAGCCAGAAACACUGGUAUCCUAUUUAGUGUAUGUAAAAGGUCAAACAGAAAAACAGGUGUCUGUUUGCAACUUUGAUGAGUUCAAGGAUGUUGCUGUGGUAAUGACAAACAAGGGCUUUAAAAAUCCAAGCUUGGAACCAGUGCAUUUCCCUCCACAAUAUGGGAACCAAAUCCAUCUGAAAGAAAUCUUCAGUGGUUAUGACUGGACGCUCAUUGAUCCUUGCUACCUUCCUAACCCAUGUACUCAGUCUGUGGUCAUUAGUUGGCAAAAUUUCUUGAGGAAGCUUGGGGUUGAGAAUUUUCUCUCAUUCAGAAAGAGAGACAUACACAUUAAAAGAGAUGAACUGGAACAGUCAUUAUGGAAAAGUCAGAGUGUCUUAUGGCCAAAAGAAGAGCACGAGUUUAUUGUACAAGAUUAUUACAGUGCUGAGGUAGAAGGCCUUAUAAAGAACAACCGUUAUGGAAGUGAUCUUCUAUUUGCUGACCAAAUGAGGUACUUGUUCACGUAUUUAGACCGCCACUGGGAUAGUCAGUUUUCGAAAUAUUGUAAGGUACAAGUUUUAGAUAAAGAUGGAAACAAGUUGAAAGAAACUGACUCCUCCUUCAGCAUUUUGUUGCGUACUUCUGAUUGGUUGCCGGCUGUGGAAACCAUGACAACACAAGAUGUAACAGGCUUCUUGAAGCGUGAGAAGCAGAUUGUGAUGAAACAACCUUCUGGUUUAUACAUUGAAUCUGAUGUUGUACAGAGUCUUCUGUUUGACAAAGUUCUUUAUUUGAAUGCUAAAACCAUCGGAGGAUCAUUCUGUCAGCUUCUUGGCAUCAGAAGUUCUGUUGAAGUGAAAACAGUAAAAGAUUUGUUGUUGCUGUGGAGUGAAAGAAAGGAUGAAGAUUCACCGGCUGUGUUUUGUACAACACUUGAACACAUGAAAAAUGUCUACCGAUAUCUAAGUGCCCAAUUAACACGACAGGAAUUUCAGAAUUUGUUACAAGAGAAACCAGUGUUCUUUGUACCAGAUAAAAAUGCUGCGAAUGUUGCAAGAGGUAUAGUGGUACCUGGGAAAAUGCUAAACAAAAAUGAAAUUUGGUUGGUUGAUAGGACAGGACUAUUUGCUAAGCACAGACGGGUUCUUGAAGAAUUCCACUCGGAGAUUUGUAACAAAACGACCAUAGCUGAGUUUUACAAUGACAGCCCAGAUCUCAUCGAAGUCUUCAAAGUAGAGGCGAAAUUGGAUGUGCAGCCAAAGCUUGAUGAGUAUAUAAAACUGCUGAGCCUCCUUUGCGGUACAAGUUCACCAAAGGAAACAGAUGUUUUAAAUGAUGUACUAUAUAUCUUCUCUACAAUUGGUGAAAUGUUGGUUACUCCCCCAGUCGGUAUACCAGGUGGACAGGCAGGCAAUAAUGCCCUUGACACACUUAAAAUGUUUGUAAAGAGAAAGCUGAAAAAACAAAAGGUGUUUCCAACAAACAAACAGGUUUGGGUGAGUCUAGAAGACCAACCAAUGAUCCCUGACAAUCGGGAAUGGGAGAAAAUGUUUAUUGAUAAACAGGGUGUUCACUUUCUGGAUAUGGAAGAUAAGAUAAACAGAACAUCACGGACAGGUAGAGGUGGUAUAGUGCAGCGAGGACAUAGGAAUAAAGUUGCAGACUGUCAUAUACAACCGGAAAUGAUAAAUGUUGUGGUUGAAGUAUGCAGUAUCAAGAAAUUAAGUGAAUGUGUGGAUAUUAGACCAACUCCAGAAAUGAUAUCACCUUGUCCACAAAUGCAGAUGUAUUUCAGCCAAAUAGUUCCAGUUCUUCAGCAGUAUUUAAUUGCAAAGUUUGAUGAAGUUUACCAAAGUUUGGAACAGACUAACGUCAGAAAAAUAUUGGCAGAUGGAAAGUUUUACCAGACGGGCCAUCUAGAAGUGAGCUACUGGUUACCAAACUUGUCAAAUGACACAUUUGUUAUCCAGCAAGAGAAAUGUAUAAUACAUCUUCCAGAAUUCUACUUCCACCGGGAACAUCUGACUAACUUCAAAGAGAUUGUAAGGGAAAUUGCGAGAUACUUCAGUAGGGGAAAUGCAGAUUGUAACAAUUUACUCAGGUCUUUCUUGUCUGAGCUGUCUGAUAUAAUAUCUGGAGUAUCAGAGGAGCCAGUAGAAGGCCUCCUUCAGAGAUAUGAUGCUGAUGACAUUGAUAUUCUUGAGGAAGAGAAAUGGAAUGUGGAAGCUCCUGUUUUACCAGAAGAAGACAAGCUGGAAGAAAAGGAAGCAGAUAACCUAACUGACGCAGAAAGUACACCAGAGAAGGCAGGUCAAGAGGAAGGACCAUUUGAAAUAAGGGCUUGGCCUCCAGUAGCUAAUCCCAACAGGACCCAGUCUAGAGCAGCAUCUGAGAUGACGGCAUCCAAUAUAUGGCCUCCACCUCAAGGGAAGGAAUAUAUGAAGUCAGUUAAGGAUCUUCCGGCUAACAUCAGAAUGGUAACCCCAGAACAUGAUUCUGAUGGCAAAAUGCUGAAACUUGGAGCUGGAGAUAAUGUAGAUAGUACUGAUGUUAUUGCAGCUACUGUACCAGUACCAGGACAAAUAGACCUCGGCCAAAACUUUGGAAUGUUCUCGGUCCAGGUUGGAUCUGGAGACAAUGCUCUACAAAGUGGACAAAUUGCACCAGUGUCUGCAGGUGGACUGUGCAAGGACGAUAGUGGACAAGCCAAUAGAUCUGGUGAAAUCCGAAACUUUGAAGCACAGUCAAAUCAAGCUGUGACUCGCCCAACAGCAGAAAUAGGCCAUGCCACUAACAGCCAAGACACCAAAACAGAUCUUUCAAAUGCAAAAAAUCAAAUAAGAGAAAGUGCAGUUUCUGGUACAGAGGAUCAACAUAGUUUAGUUAACGGUCUAGAAGAGCGGCCACACAUCAGUGCAAGUACAAAUUUAUUUGCUGUAUGA
This is a messenger RNA of Mercenaria mercenaria, 3537 nucleotides long. RefSeq lists its product as uncharacterized. Lineage: Eukaryota; Metazoa; Mollusca; Bivalvia; Venerida; Veneridae. The record is from RefSeq and is a predicted model, not a curated record. The coding region runs from base 1 to 3537 and encodes 1178 amino acids. The transcript is spliced from 14 exons.